AUGAACUACCACAAUGAAUCUCCCGACUACGACAUGAGCAAGUCCAAGGCGCCGGCCGCCUUCCCACCUGCACAAUCCGAAGACGAGCCCAAACUGGGCGAGAUCCGCGAGACCGACCGAAAUGCCUACGAAGAAGGCGUGGCGAACUUCACCCGGCUCGGCUGGAAACGUCUAACGAUCGUGCUGAUCGUCGAAGCAAUUGCACUAGGAAGUCUAUCCAUCCCAUCAACAUUCGCAACACUCGGCAUGGUCGCCGGCGUGAUCUGCUGUAUCGGGCUCGGCCUCCUCGCUAUCUACACAAGCUACAUUGUUGGAGAAGUCAAGCUGGCCUUCCCCGAAAUUACCAACUACGCCGACGCAGGCCGGAUCGUGGGCCAGCGGUUCGGAUGCGGCACCGCCGUGUACGAGGUCAUCAGCGUCAUGUUCUGCCUGCAGCUGAUCCUGAUCGUUGGCUCACAUUGCUUGACCGGGACAAUCGCCCUGGUCAAAAUCACCGAGAGCAAUGUCUGCUCCGUGGUAUUCGGCGUCGUCUCCGCAAUAGCCUUACUCCUCCUCGCCAUCCCGCCGACCUUCGCUGACGCCGCGAUCCUCGGCUACAUCGACUUCGCCUCGAUCAUCCUCGCCAUUGGCAUCACAGUGAUCGGAACGGGCCACUCGGCCGCAACAUCCCCAGGCGGCCUUGCAGGCGUCAACUGGUCCGCCUGGCCAAAAGAGAACCUCACAUUCACGGAAGCGUUCAUCGCGCUCUCGAACAUCAUCUUCGCGUAUAGCUUCGCGAUGUGCCAGUUCUCGUUCAUGGAUGAGAUGCACACGCCGGCGGACUAUAAGAAGUCGGUUUGGACGCUCGGCGUGAUCGAGAUGGUCAUCUAUACGCUUACGGGGGCGCUGGUGUAUGCGUUUGUCGGGCAGGGCGUUAUCAACUCGAGUCCGGCGCUUCUGGCGGCGGGGCAUACGCUGUCGCGCGUGGCGUUUGGGAUUGCCCUACCUGUGAUUUUCAUCUCGGGGUCGAUUAACACGGUUGUGUUUGGGCGGCUUGUCCAUGGAAGGAUAUUUGCGGACUCGGCGAUUCGGUUUGUGAAUACGCGGAUGGGCUGGGUUACGUGGUUGGCUGUUAUUGCGGCGGCGACGGUGGUGGCGUUUGUCAUUGCGGAGGUUAUUCCGUUCUUUAAUGACCUGCUUUCGAUCUCGUCGGCGCUGUUUAUUAGUGGGUUUACGUUUUACUUUCCGGCGAUUAUGUGGUUUGUUCUGCUUAGGAAGGGGGGGUGGUUUGAGGGGUGGAAUAUGCUGUGGACCGUUGUUAAUGGGGUGAUUUUCGCGAUCGGGCUGAUUGUUCUUGUUGGGGGGACGUACUCGAGUGUUGAUGAUAUUAUUUUGAAUUAUAGAUCUGGCUCGGUUCGCGGUGUCUUUACCUGUGCUUUACCAAGUUAG
Aspergillus mulundensis is the source of this 1428-nucleotide messenger RNA. RefSeq names its product Amino acid transporter, transmembrane. Bases 1 to 1428 code for a protein of 475 amino acids. Gene Ontology annotation, biological process: amino acid transmembrane transport. NCBI's taxonomy places the organism in Eukaryota, Fungi, Ascomycota, Eurotiomycetes, Eurotiales, Aspergillaceae. Gene Ontology annotation, cellular component: vacuolar membrane. The record is from RefSeq and is a predicted model, not a curated record. The transcript has 2 exons. Gene Ontology annotation, molecular function: amino acid transmembrane transporter activity.